AUGAACACUAAACAACUCUGGAAGGAGUACAAGCCUGGAGACUAUACUCCCUUGUUUAUCAACCUGCCAGCCUUGGAGCGACCGGAGAGGGAGCUGGUUGCAGAGCAUUUGAGGAAGUACGACCACGGAGCCAGCUCAUCUCCAACCUCUACACCACCAACAUCCUCGACCGAUAAGUUCGUCAGGACGUGGAAUGCCGAGUCUGGUGCUAUCGACUUUAUGCUCAAAGGUCACACGAGCAACAUCGAGGCCAUGGCGUUCUUGCCGAAUGUCGACGCCGUUGGUCUUAGUGAGGCGAACCAGAGAUUGCUGAAGCAGCGCGGUGCCAAGGACGGAUUGGAGACUAUCGACAAUACUUUGGACGAGAGACAGGACGAAAGCCAGGACGACUACUCGGACGAGGGAUGGGGAACGAUAACCUUCUUCAUCUCCUAUCCAUCUCGAUGCACAUGA
This is a messenger RNA of Linnemannia hyalina, 453 nucleotides long. The record is from the annotation of a GenBank genome assembly. Lineage: Eukaryota; Fungi; Mortierellomycota; Mortierellomycetes; Mortierellales; Mortierellaceae.